Neoarthrinium moseri is the source of this 1344-nucleotide messenger RNA. RefSeq lists its product as uncharacterized. Lineage: Eukaryota; Fungi; Ascomycota; Sordariomycetes; Amphisphaeriales; Apiosporaceae. The record is from RefSeq and is a predicted model, not a curated record. The transcript has a single exon. The coding region runs from base 1 to 1344 and encodes 447 amino acids.
AUGGAAGGCCAUGCGAACCCUUCGCCCCCCAAGAUAAAGCGGCAGUCGGAAAGACCUUCAAGGUACACCGAGCCAGCUCAUCACAACAAGGACUCUGGUUCUCACGUUACUAGCGCGCAUACUCCGGAAACAUACGAAAGGAGACUGUCAACGAAACCAGCUGACCAGUCUUCGCAUAUCAGAAGUAGAAAUUGUACAAAUGAAGAGUAUGACGCAGCAAGCACAUUGCUCGAUUUGAGCCGUUCAAGAAAGCCACCUCAAGACGAGCUGGGACAGCAACACAUGCGCUCGCCUGCUUUUCGCCAAAGCGAACCAGUCCCAGAAAAAAAGCCAUGGGGGUUUUUAGCUAUUCUCAACCCCCCAAAAGAGGCUCCGGCCUCACGUUCUGACGUCCAAGAGCACACACCGCAAGAUAAGAGAGGUGCUGCAUGGAACAGUAAACCAAACGAAGUGGGUGCGAUCCCAAAAGUCAGUCCACCGGCAUCACCCCAGAAACAAACCAUCCCGGCACCGAAGCGCAAGCCCCUGCCAACAUUAUCAAGCUGUCGAGCUAAACCUUCGACAUCAGAAGAAGAAGACUCCGAAGCAGCGCCAAAGUCGCGAAGAAAGGUUCCAAAGCCGUUCGCGGUACGACUAUAUCGACACAGGAACGAUCCGGAAUGGGUCGAGAACUUCAAAAAGGCCGCGAGAGCUAGACCGCCAUUGGUGCCGGUGAUGAGUGAUGGCACGCCAGUCGAACCCAGAUUUCUUGUUACCUCCACAUCAAGCGAUGGGGAGAAUGAAGGCAGCCGGGCGAAAGUCCCGAAUGGCCACUCGCCGCCUCUACCAUCAAACACGGAACCUUCAAGGUCCACAUCCCCCGAAAAGGCAGCGACGCCUGCUAGGCCGGCACCGCCUGCAUCCACUCAACACCAGAGCCAAAAUGCUCGCGCCUCCAUCACAAAGGCGCAGCUCACGAAGCACAUCGGCGACAUGAUGGCAGAAAAGUCGUCGAAGACCCAAGCCGACAAGAAAGAAAAGACGUUACGCGAGUACCGCAUUGCUCUAGCGAUCAUCGAAGAGGGCGCAGAGUCCACCAGCGACCCGUGCAUGACCUGCAGGGACCGUGACUGGCCUUGCUUCCGCCGCAAGAACCCUGGACCGAGAGCGGACCGAUGCGCUGGAUGCGCUGCCGCCAAGAUCGGAUCCAACCUCUGCUCGAGGGUGACGAAUAAUGAAGUCAAUCGGGCGAGGAGGGAACUGACGGCCAAGAAGGCCGCAAAGGGUGCCAGCAGGAAGAGGAAGAGGGCUGCAGAGGCAGAGGAGGCAGCCGAAGACAAGGGGGCCAAGCCCUCCAAAUCGUGA